Messenger RNA from Trichogramma pretiosum, 834 nucleotides. RefSeq lists its product as uncharacterized. The transcript has 2 exons. The coding region runs from base 1 to 834 and encodes 277 amino acids. The record is from RefSeq and is a predicted model, not a curated record. NCBI's taxonomy places the organism in Eukaryota, Metazoa, Arthropoda, Insecta, Hymenoptera, Trichogrammatidae.
AUGGAACACGCGAAAAAAUUGGUUUUGCUGCCAAAGGAAAGCCUGGAUCGUCUCGGCUGCGGUUCCGAUGUCGUUAUCGUCAAACAGAAGAAGAGCGCGCAAACUCCCGGCACGCCGCUCGAACGUCUCGAUGCCGAGAUGAACGAAAUAUUGCUCGCACCUUGCAGCGACGAGCGCGCUAAAUGGAAUCGCUAUAAUAACGUGUUGCAACGCUAUCUUCAACUCAAGAAAACAUCGCAGCACAUAAUCGAAAAAAAAAUAAAAACGGAGGAGCGGACCGACGAGGCCGACGACGCUAGCGAUACAGGCAAAGACGAGGCCAGCGCAACGAGCUCGGCACCGAUCAAGAGCGUAGACGCGUUCAUCGUCGAAAGCGUUCCAGCGAAAUAUCGGCAUAACGCGAAAAAUCUCGUCGAGUGGCUACGUAAAGAUGGUUCCGUUAAAUGGUCCGAAAACGGAUCCAUUUUUGGCUUCGAUACCGAACCUGGAAAAAAAUAUUUAACUCUAGGAUUCGAUAGCUCCGUGACUGGCAGCAGACCUUCGGAUCUUUCUGCAGCUCUACCAAAGAUGCUGUUGAUUUACACGGAUAUAAUAGAGCCGAUAUUUACGGGCGAUAUACAGGCUAAACUAUUGCGCUGCGUUUCCAUCGGUGGCGAAAAAUAUCGAUACGGUUUUACCGAAAUUAGCCGUUUUUCGCCACCCAUGUAUAUUCCGCUACUCUACAACUCCUUUCAAACGAUCGAAAUAGAUAUAAGAGAUCAACAUGGUCAACCAAUACCAUUUGAUUGUGGAACGUUGACAGCGAUACUACAUUUCAAACGCAUGGACCAAUGA